UCAAGGCUCCUCUGCAGAACAAAUUGGGAAAAAUGACCACCGCCAAACUGGAAGAGGAAAACUGUGUGGAACACUUAAUGGUCCAGGGCCAACUGGAGAGGAGCAGAUAAGGGGGUUGUUUAAGAAAUUUUACCAGUUCCUAGAGGAAGAAGAGGCUGCCAGGAUAGCUGCUCUGAAAAAGGAACAACAGCUGAAAUAUGAAGUGAUGAGAGAAAGAAUGGAGAAGUUGACCAAGAAUAUCUCAAUGCUUUCUGAGACUAUUGAAGUUAUCAAAAAGGACAUGGAGACUGAUGAUAUCACAUUCCUGCAGAACUACGAGGCCAUACUUGUCAGAGCCGAGUGCACACCUCCAGACACUGCUGCAAAUGCUGAGAUGGGGCCAGGAGCAUUCAUUGACAUGGCCAAGCAUGUUGGAUGUCUGACGUUCAAAGUCUGGAACAGUCUGAUUAAGAUUGUUGACUACAAUCCUGUAACCAUGGAUCCAAACACAGUGUCCACAAAGCUCAUCCUCACUGAUGACCUCACCACUGUGACGUGCUGUGAGGUAAAGCAGAGUCUUCCAGACAAUCCUGAAAGGUUUCAUGUAGGAGUGUUGGGGUCUGAGGGCUUCAUUGAAGGCAAACAUUUCUGGGACGUUGAGGUAGGAGACAGCGAUAACUGGUCUCUGGGAGUAGCCAAAGAGUCCAUUGUGCGGAAGAAGCUAGUAAAACUGGAUCCUGAGAGUGGAUUGUGGACCAUCAGAUAUAUUAAUGGGAAAUACAGAGCAGGUGUGAAAUCACGCCAAGAGAUCAAGGUAGAUGAAUGCCCACAAGUGAUCCGAGUAUGUCUGGACUGUGACAAGGGGGAGGUCACAUUCUCCGACCCCACUAUGAGCAAUACUCUGUACACCUUCAAACACACAUUUACUAAAAAGCUGUUCCCAUACUUUAGUAUAGGCAGUCUUAAAAGCCCACUGCGCCUUUGUAAGAGACCCCUCACUAAGGUAACUGAGACGUGAGCUGGGGCACGAGGCAAAUCUGCUCAUUGGCCACUGCACUGCGGAUUCCCUCUGCUCCAGUUCUCCAACCUAAUGUGUGUUUGUGUGUGUGUGUGUGUGUGUGUGUGUGUGUGUGUGUGUGUGUGUGUGUGUGUGUGUGUGUGUGUGUGUGUGUGUGUGUGUGUGUGUGUGUGUGUGUGUGUGUGUGUGUGUGUGUGUGUGUGUGUGUGUGUGUGUGUGUGUGUGUGUGUGUGUGUGUGUGUGUAUAUCGGAGGGGUUGUGGGGGAAAGCAGAAGAUACUAAAAAGCAGAAAGGACAGGUUAAAAGUAAAUGGGAUUUACUGUAGGACUAUUUUCAGACUAGAAUGUAAUGAUGUAACAUAUAAUGGCAGCAUAUCUCAUUGGACGACAAUGUCUGUAUAGUUAUAAACUGUUAAGCAAUACUACGAUAUCUUCACCAUCAGUAAGUAACAGUCUACAAUGUAGUUUUACAAUUAGUUUCACAGUAAUGACUGUUUCUCUUUGCAAUGUCUGGACACUUACUGACAUCUAGUGGUAAAGUAUUGUUCUCACAACACAGGUACUAAUUGGCACAUCACUAGUUUGAUUAAAUAACAAAAAGGUCACUAGUCUGUACAGUGUAUUUCCUAAUAGAUAUUGGAAAGGUGACAGCUGCAUAUUUACUUUACUAUGUAUUAUAUGAUAUGUGUAAAAGCUGCUAUGACAAGAUGCGACGUAUUAAUACAUGGCUGUGUCAGAUCACUCAUUAUCGUUGGUUGGAACGCUACACACAUCUGGGUUCCUGCCAGGACACAGAGGGAAAUGUGCUAGUUUAGUUUCCUGGAAUAUGAAAACUUAACUGUGGGUGGAGUUUUAGUCUGUAUCAUGUCUUUAUAACCAGUAUAACCUGCCCCCUGUGCUACAACUCAGUUAACCUGCUUGAUGGAUUCUAGCCUUAACCAAGACAGAAUAGCACACAGAGUGAUUCAUUAAAUUGGCAGCCAGCUUGUCUCUCCUGGAGGAACACCUCUCUUGUCCUGUGUGUUGUGACAUAAAUAAAACUCUUACUUACAGUUGUGGCUGCAUUUCGUGACAUAUUGUUGUCUCUACCUUCUUGCCCUUUGUGUUGUUGUCUGUGCCCAAUAAUGUUUGUACCAUGUUUUGUGCUUUUACCAUGUUGUGUUGCUACCAUGUUGUAUUGUCAUGUUGUGUUGCUGCCUUGAUAUGUUGUUGUCUUAUAUACUCUCUUUAUGUACUGUUAUGUUGUCUCUCUUAUUGUGAUGUGUGUUUUGUCCAAUAUAUAUAUACACUGCUCAAAAAAAUAAAGGGAACAAUAA
Messenger RNA from Oncorhynchus gorbuscha (pink salmon), 2312 nucleotides. Its product is annotated as nuclear factor 7, ovary-like. The record is from RefSeq and is a predicted model, not a curated record. The coding region runs from base 206 to 997 and encodes 263 amino acids. NCBI's taxonomy places the organism in Eukaryota, Metazoa, Chordata, Actinopteri, Salmoniformes, Salmonidae. The transcript has 5 exons. Gene Ontology annotation, molecular function: protein binding.